GAUUAACACUUGAGUCAGUGGGCUGGGAAAGGGAGACCCAUGCUUAAUCUGGGUGGGCACCAUCUAAUCAGCUGCCAGUGUGGCUAGAAUAUAAACAGGCAGAAAAAUGUGAAAAGGUUAGACUGGCCUAGCCUCCCAGCCUACAUCUUUCUCCUGUGCUGGAUGCUUCCUGCCUUCGAACAUCGGACUCCAAGUUCUUCAGUUUUGGAACUUGGACUGGCUCUCCUUGCUCCUCAGCCUGCAGACGGCCUAUUGUGGGACCUUGUGAUCAUAUGAGCAAGCUGAGACUCAGAAAGGUUAAGUAAUUUCUUUGUUCAUGCUUCCCAGCCAACCAGGGGUGAAGAUCAGGCUUCAAUUUCUGCCUUCUGAUAGCUCCCCUCACCCUCUUAAUGGUUCCCAGGGAGUUUCCCCACAAGUGAUCCUGAGAUCACAGGUCUCCAAAUCCCCAGGGAUGCUGGAUAAAAAUGCAGAUUUCCAGGCUCGGGGCUGAGGAUCAGAAUCUCCAGGAGGAAAGUCUGGAAAUCACCAUUUUUAAACCACUAACCCAGAAAAGUGCCUGGCAAAUGAUUGACUCUCAAUGAAGAUGUGCUGAACGCAAGACUUCAUGAAUGAAGAGGAAAUCUUACUAACAUCUUUUGUAAUAAGGACCCAGGAGUACAAAUGCUUGCCCAGCUGGAGUGAGUGAACUCAAGUCGCCUUUAGGAAUGGCUGAAAAAGCCCACACCUGGAAAUCACUCCCUCCCUGCUCCUCCACGGCAGGUUGCAUCUGGGAGACGCUUCGGUCAUUAGAGGAAUGAGCCGGGAGUGAGCAAUUCACCAGCUCUCCAGCACUUGGUGGAAAGCAGCAGGCAAGGAUGGAUGUGGUUGACAGCCUUCUUGUGAAUGGAAGCAACAUCACUCCUCCCUGCGAACUCGGGCUCGAAAAUGAGACGCUUUUCUGCUUGGAUCAGCCCCGUCCUUCCAAAGAGUGGCAGCCAGCGGUGCAGAUUCUCUUGUACUCCUUGAUAUUCCUGCUCAGCGUGCUGGGAAACACGCUGGUCAUCACCGUGCUGAUUCGGAACAAGCGGAUGCGGACGGUCACCAACAUCUUCCUCCUCUCCCUGGCUGUCAGCGACCUCAUGCUCUGUCUCUUCUGCAUGCCGUUCAACCUCAUCCCCAAUCUGCUCAAGGAUUUCAUCUUCGGGAGCGCCGUUUGCAAGACCACCACCUACUUCAUGGGCACCUCUGUGAGUGUAUCUACCUUUAAUCUGGUAGCCAUAUCUCUAGAGAGAUAUGGUGCGAUUUGCAAACCCUUACAGUCCCGGGUCUGGCAGACAAAAUCCCAUGCUUUGAAGGUGAUUGCUGCUACCUGGUGCCUUUCCUUUACCAUCAUGACUCCGUACCCCAUUUAUAGCAACUUGGUGCCUUUUACCAAAAAUAACAACCAGACCGCGAAUAUGUGCCGCUUUCUACUGCCAAAUGAUGUUAUGCAGCAGUCCUGGCACACAUUCCUGUUACUCAUCCUCUUUCUUAUUCCUGGAAUUGUGAUGAUGGUGGCAUAUGGAUUAAUCUCUUUGGAACUCUACCAGGGAAUAAAAUUUGAGGCUAGCCAGAAGAAGUCUGCUAAAGAAAGGAAACCUAGCACCACCAGCAGCGGCAAAUAUGAGGACAGCGAUGGGUGUUACCUGCAAAAGACCAGGCCCCCGAGGAAGCUGGAGCUCCGGCAGCUGUCCACCGGCAGCAGCAGCAGGGCCAACCGCAUCCGGAGCAACAGCUCCGCAGCCAACCUGAUGGCCAAGAAAAGGGUGAUCCGCAUGCUCAUCGUCAUCGUGGUCCUCUUCUUCCUGUGCUGGAUGCCCAUCUUCAGCGCCAACGCCUGGCGGGCCUACGACACCGCCUCCGCAGAGCGCCGCCUCUCAGGAACCCCCAUUUCCUUCAUCCUCCUCCUGUCCUACACCUCCUCCUGCGUCAACCCCAUCAUCUACUGCUUCAUGAACAAACGCUUCCGCCUCGGCUUCAUGGCCACCUUCCCCUGCUGCCCCAAUCCUGGUCCCCCAGGGGCGAGGGGAGAGGUGGGGGAGGAGGAGGAAGGCAGGACCACAGGAGCCUCUCUGUCCAGGUUCUCGUACAGCCAUAUGAGUGCCUCGGCGCCACCCCAGUGAGAUGUCCCCUGACCCUCCACUGCAGAAGGAAGGCAGGGAGGAGGCAGAGAAGAAAGAACGGAAGAGGAGAUCAGGAAGAGAAGGAAGCAGAGGUGAUGGAGAAGGAAGGCUCCAUCUCCAGUGGGAACUCUUCAAGGUCUGCUUUUCAUCCUUCAUCUGGAUUCCAGAGCACUGCUCCAGUGGGGCCAUGAUUGGUUUCUAGGCAGUUCAAAGCAGGAUAUGUUAAGUAACACUCACCAUCAGAAAAUCCUCAGCAGGCCAGGGACGGGAGUCCAGCAGGGCUCAUACUGCAAAUGGAGUUGCCAAGCACAUGUUCAAAACGGAGAUGUGGGGCCUACUGAGCUUUCAAACCUUCUAGAACAUCCAAGGUGGGCUCUCACUCCUCCUGUGACACAUUUCCAUGCUCUGCUUUUUCUGCUCAUGCAGAAUUGUGGCGGUUGCUCUGCCUGCAGGGAGCCCAUCACCCUAUCAUGUAUCCGCUGUAGCCUUCCACCUCAUUGUGACCACAAAGGGAACAGGAAGCAAACCCUGUCUGGCCAUUUUGUCCCGGGUACGACAGCAGCCUGAUUUCUUCAUCUUCAGGUUGGCCAAGAACAUUCGGAAUCAUAAGCUAGUUGUCAUCAGAAUAGCAUAAGCAAUGUCUGAAAGAUGGAAGUUUGAACUUAAUACUUACUUCUUUUCUUUUCUUUUCUUUUCUUUUUUUUUUUUGAGACUGGGUCUGGCUCUGUCACCCAGGCUGAAAUGCAGUGGUGCCAUCUCAGCUUAUUGCAAACUCUGCCUCCUGGGCUCAGGUGAUCCUCCCACCUCAGCCUCCAUAGUAGCUGGGAUUACAGGCAUGUGCUACCAUCUGGCUAGCUGUUUGUUUGUUUGUUUGUUUGUUUGUCUGUAGUUUGUUUUGUAAAGAUGGGGUUUCACUAUGUUGCCCAGGCUGGUCUCAAACUCCUGGGCUCAAGUGAUCCUCCCACCUUGGCCUCCCAAAGUGCUCGGAUUAUAGGCAUGACCCACCACACCCAGCCUUGAAUUUAGCAUUUCUAAAGAGAAAAGAGUACAAGGCAAAUAGCUGGAUGGAAUGCUAUCUUACUUUAAGGAAUGUUAAGUGGCAGAAGGUGCAUGGGAAUAUUUUUUCUAUUUUAAUGAUAUAUAUUACUUAAUUUCUCCUUUAUAUGGUGAUAUUAAACCUCACGACUUCUUUGCCU
Molecule: messenger RNA, 3337 nt
Organism: Pan troglodytes (chimpanzee)
Lineage: Eukaryota; Metazoa; Chordata; Mammalia; Primates; Hominidae
Gene: CCKAR
Product: cholecystokinin A receptor
Exons: 8
Coding region: 855-2141 (428 amino acids)
Biological process (GO): neuropeptide signaling pathway
Cellular component (GO): plasma membrane
Molecular function (GO): neuropeptide receptor activity; cholecystokinin receptor activity
Source: RefSeq, a predicted model, not a curated record